Belonocnema kinseyi is the source of this 423-nucleotide messenger RNA. RefSeq lists its product as uncharacterized. The transcript has a single exon. Lineage: Eukaryota; Metazoa; Arthropoda; Insecta; Hymenoptera; Cynipidae. The record is from RefSeq and is a predicted model, not a curated record. Bases 1 to 423 code for a protein of 140 amino acids.
AUGGCCUCCGACAAUAUCAGUUCGGAGAAUCAAAGUGAUUCGUCAAACGGACAAGUGAGUGCACAUGCGGUCGCGAUGCGCGUGCCAACUUUUUGGCCGGACAAAAUUUCGCUGUGGUUCAAACAACUGGAAGCACAGUUCAGUAUUGCCGCAAUUACUCGGGACUCUACAAAGUUCAGUUAUGUGAUCGCGAAUCUCGAACCGAAAUAUAUCGAGGAAAUCGAGGAUAUUAUUGAGAAUCCGCCGGAACAAGGACAAUACGAUGCCGUGAAAGCCGGUCUGAUUAAAAUAUUGUCGGAUUCCAGCAGCAUACGCGUAAGAAAAUUAUUAGAAGGGGAAGAAAUUGGUGAUCGAACGCCGUCGCCAUUUCUCCGACAUGUAAAAAGUUCAGCGGGCUCGGAUUUAAAUGAAUACUUUUUAUGA